GUCGAGAGGAAAAUUCAUAACGAGUUUAUGCAUUACAGAGAGGUGAGUGCAAGCAUCAUACAUUACAUAUAAGCCAAAUGAAAUAUUAACUCAGGAGUAACAUUGCAGUUUGAUGUUUUUUUUCAGUAAAAUAAAAGAUUAUAAUUACUACAAACAAAAAGCUAAUUCUUGCAAUACGGUUUUCGUAUUUGAAAUAUAUAUUCAAACCGCUGACCUCUAUUUAUUUUAUCUUUCAGAAAUGAACCUCUCGAAGAGCGUCAGCAACAUGAUGAAGAACCUAUAUCAGAUUAUGACGAUUCUGAUGCAGACCCAAAUUAUGAGCCGUCAGUAUCCCCUAGAAGGAAAAAAAUGAAAUUUUCGGACUUUGAUGACCCUUUGAAAAAAGUCAACGAGAAUGUGAAUGCAAACUGCAGAAGACAAUUAUCGCAACAAGAAUGCCUUGUUGAGUUACUGUCUGUUUUCGGCAACGAAGCGCCACAUCAAUCGACAAUUUCCCGUCGGUAUGGAGAAUUCAAACGUGGACGGGUGAGUCUUAGCGACGAUCCCAGGGUGGGUGCACCAAAAACGGCAGUCACCCAGGAAAACGUCGAUGCUGUGCGCAAACUCAUCAUUGAAGAUAGACAUCAGAAAGCAGCCAGGGUUAAUUGGUGUCAAAAAACGCUUGACCGUUUCAAUCCCGGAAACUCAAAAAAUGUAUACAGCAUUGUUAGUAAGGAUGAAUCGUGGAUUUACUGUUAUGAACCAGAAAAUAAACGACAGUCGGCUGUUUGGGUGUUCCAACGUGAAGAAAAGCCAAUAAAAGCCAUCCGUUCUCGUUUUGUGUCAAAACCGGGUCAUAUUGCAACAAUUCCUCUUAACGAGCAAAGAACUGCUACUGCGGAAUGGUAUACCACCAUUUGUUUGCCAAAAGCAAUGCCCACAGCCCAAAAAAUAAGGCAGUAUUUAACGGAAGAAAACGUGGAAUUAUUGGACCAUCCUCCAUAUAGUCCCAAUCUAAGUCCUAACGAUCUCUUUACUUUCCCGAAAAUUAAAAACAGACUGCGUGGUCAAAGGUUCCAGUCACCAGAAGAAGCAGUUGACGCAUUCAAACAUGCCGUUUUGGAUCUGCCUGCAAACGAGUGGAGUAAGUGCUUCGAAAAUUGGUUCGAGCGCAUGCAGAUGUGUAUUAAUCUUCCUGGAGAAUACUUCUAA
Molecule: messenger RNA, 1191 nt
Organism: Acanthoscelides obtectus
Lineage: Eukaryota; Metazoa; Arthropoda; Insecta; Coleoptera; Chrysomelidae
Source: the annotation of a GenBank genome assembly